This is a messenger RNA of Oncorhynchus kisutch (coho salmon), 6203 nucleotides long. Its product is annotated as syntaxin-binding protein 6. Gene Ontology annotation, cellular component: exocyst; plasma membrane. The transcript is spliced from 7 exons. Gene Ontology annotation, biological process: Golgi to plasma membrane transport; exocytosis. The record is from RefSeq and is a predicted model, not a curated record. NCBI's taxonomy places the organism in Eukaryota, Metazoa, Chordata, Actinopteri, Salmoniformes, Salmonidae. Gene Ontology annotation, molecular function: phosphatidylinositol-4,5-bisphosphate binding. Bases 3269 to 4174 code for a protein of 301 amino acids.
AAUAUAGCUUGCCAUCACUUACAUCAGAUCUCUGCCAGAAUAUAGCUUGCCAUCACUUACAUCAGAUCUCUGCCAGAAUAUAGCUUGCCAUCACUUACAUCAGAUCUCUGCCAGAAUAUAGCUUGCCAUCAUUUACAUCAGAUCUCUGCCAGAAUAUAGCUUGCCAUCACUUACAUCAGAUCUCUGCCAGAAUAUAGCUUGCCAUCACUUACAUCAGAUCUCUGCCAGAAUAUAGCUUGCCAUCACUUACAUCAGAUCUCUGCCAGAAUAUAGCUUGCCAUCACUUACAUCAGAUCUCUGCCAGAAUAUAGCUUGCCAUCACUUACAUCAGAUCUCUGCCAGAAUAUAGCUUGCCAUCACUUACAUCAGAUCUCUGCCAGAAUAUAGCUUGCCAUCACUUACAUCAGAUCUCUGCCAGAAUAUAGCUUGCCAUCACUUACAUCAGAUCUCUGCCAGAAUAUAGCUUGCCAUCACUUACAUCAGAUCUCUGCCAUCAGGAGUUUUUUCUUAUGUGAUAUGUGUAAACUCAGCAGAGUUUUUUUUUUAAAAACAGUAUCUGUUAGGAUGACUUUUUACUGUCUUGUGAAUGUUAGCUAUUUCAUUUAUCCUCAGAUGUGUUUGAAGGCCUCCCUUGUUAGAUCAGACUGUCAGAUUCCUUGGUAUUCUACUCUGUAAUCCCCAUGCCUUUGCUCUAACACCUGGUUCCCACUAUAGGGCCGAUCCAAAUCAAACUGUGCUGGCACAGAUAUUUUAUUUUCACAUUGUCCUUUCUAGCAUGGUUCUAACAGCUAUGGCGGAUGCAUAACCAGACCAGGCCAGUACAACACAGCAUAGUUUGGUUCUGUAGUAUGAAAGGGUAUUGAGAAACCUCUUAGUGAGUCUUACCCAUGGUUCUCUCCUUGAUCUGGCAUAUCCUUGUUUACAUGUCGUCCCACUGGGCACAGACGUCAAUUCAACGUCUAUUCCACGUUGGUUCAACGUAAUUUCAUUGAAAUAACAUUGAUUCAACCAGUGUGUGCCCAGUGGGAUGUUGUCACUGUUACACUCAUAGAGAUGAUAGGUUCAUCGUCCUUAGGAUACAAUUUACCCAUUCAUGUGCCAUAACGUGUAAGUGACAUCGAUGUCUUCUCUUCAUUUCGCAUAGAGUUGUAAUUGAAGACAAAAUGAAGUACUGUACCCUAGGGAACAGUGGCGGCUGCUGAGGGGACGGCUUAUAACGGAUGGAACGGAGCAAAUGGAAUGGCUUAAACACAUGGAAACCAUUUGAUACCAUUCCACCAACUCCGCUACAUCCAUUACCACGAGCCCAUCCCCCUUCACCCAUUACCACGGGCCCGUCCCCCUUCAUCCAUUACCACGAGCCCGUCCCCCUUCAUCCAUUACCAUGGGCCUGUCCCCCUUCAUCUAUUACCCCGAGCCCAUCCCCCUUCAUCCAUUACCACUAGCCCGUCCCCCUUCAUCCAUUACCAUGGGCCUGUCCCCCUUCAUCCAUUACCCCGAGCCCAUCCCCAUUCACCCAUUACCACGGGCCCGUCCCCCUUCAUCCAUUACCAUGGGCCUGUCCCCCUUCAUCCAUUACCCCGAGCCCAUCCCCCUUCACCCAUUACCACGGGCCCGUCCCCCUUCAUCCAUUACCAUGAGCCCGUCCCCCUUCAUCCAUUACCACGAGCCCUUCCCCCUUCACCCAUUACCACGGGCCCGUCCCCCUUCAUCCAUUACCACGAGCCCGUCCCCCUUCAUCCAUUACCAUGGGCCUGUCCCCCUUCAUCCAUUACCCCGAGCCCAUCCCCCUUCACCCAUUACCACGGGCCCGUCCCCCUUCAUCCAUUACCACGAGCCCAUCCCCCUUCACCCAUUACCACGAGCCCGUCCCCCUUCAUCCAUUACCACGAGCCCAUCUCCCUUCAGCCAUUACCACGAGCCCGUCCCCCUUCAUCCAUUACCACGAGCCCAUCUCCCUUCAGCCAUUACCACGAGCCCGUCCCCCUUCAUCCAUUACCAUGAGCCCGUCCCCCUUCAUCCAUUACCACGAGCUUGUCCUCCCCAAUUAAGGUGCCACCAACCUCCUGUGCUAAGGAAAUGUAAUUGUGAUUGUGUUGUGGGUCGUCCACCCUUCAGCCAUAUUCCCUUUUGCCUUCCACCAGAGGACACUAUUUUUCUGUCUCUUCUCCACUCACUGUCUGAUCCACUCAUGCUCUCUCUUUUUAACGGUCGCCACUUGUUACCACAGCCACAAAGUAAAAAAAACAACGCAUUUUUCUAAAAAUGUAUAUUCUUAAAAUGUGAUUCAAAACCUAACCCGAACCUUAACCACCCUCCUAAAUUUAUGCCCAAACCUAACCUUAAAUUAAGCACAUUUUUGUUUUCAUACAUUUUUACGAUAGCCAAUUUCUACUUUUGGGCUGUGGUAACUAGUGGAAACCAUUUCUUUUCCGUUCCCUCUUCAAAUGAAUGACGUGGUGCUUAACCUAUAUUAAACUAUAUCUCUACAGCUGUCUGUCUGUGGUCUCCGUGCAUUCAACAUUAGGCCUACUUUUGAAUAAAUAAAGACGAGCCAUAUCAGUGAGCUUUGGAAAUAGUGUCGUGGCAAAUUCAACUUUUUAAAGAGGCAAUCAGCGGUAACAACAUACUUUUUUAGACUUUUAAAUGAAUGAUAUGUACCCACGGAUUCUUGAAGAAUAUAACUUAUGCAUGUCUCAAGAGCUUAGUUCAACUGUCACACUAAAAUAUAAGCUUGUGUUACUCCAAUGUUUGGAAACAAAAAAUGGAAACAAACACUAUAUAGCCUCAAAACAUGGUUAAAACAACACUUUUGAUGGAUCCUUACAUGCAUAGCUGUCUAUGGAUUGGAGAGUGAAUACAUUUAUCCAGCACAAUCCCUCAUAUUUUUACCAAACCAGGAGUGAGGGUGCCGUUGCUAUUGUUUUUGCUGCUGAUUUCCAGUUUAAUGUAUUCCUGAGAGAGCAACCUGCAAAGAGUAAGCCUAUGAAGAAUGAUGGUAAACCAAGAUUAAAAUAAUUAUUGUAUGAGAUUCAACCCAAUAAAUCAUUUCCCCCACGUGACUUCUAACUUGUUCAAAUGGGAUGGUCUCCAGACAGAGUCACCUUCUCCGCAAUGCUCUAGAGUAGAAAUUUAACUCGGAUUGUAAACCUUGUGGCGGUUGAUUAGAGGUGGCAGCCUGACAGUUAUACAAGCCAAUCGAGUCGUUUGGUAAUCAGCCUAGCUGUUUCUGCAUCUUGGUGGAGUAAAACAACAAAAAAAGAUCACUAUGAAUAUCCAGUCAGUUAUCAACAGGGAAGUGUUUGCCCCCCGGGAUGAGAGGAUACUAGUGGCUGUGGAGGUUAAGAGGAGAAAAAGGAAAAAGGUUCCCUUUCUUCCCACUGGAGGCAAGGGAGAAUAUAUGACAUACAUCUGUCUGUCAGUGACCAAUAAGAGACCAGCCCAGCUCCUCAUCACCAAGGUCAAGCAGUUUGGAGGCUCUGCCCCCUUCACCAGGAGGUCACAGUGGAGCGUGGAGCAGCUCCGCCAGGUCGAUGGCAUCGACCCCAACAAGGACUGCCCAGAGUUUGACCUGGUAUUCGACAAUGCCUUUGACCAAUGGGUGGCCAGCUCAGCGGCAGAGAAGUGCAUCUUCAUCCAGAUCAUGUACCACGCCUGUCAGACUUACUGGGAGGGCAAGGAGCGGGUCCCUGGUGGCCUGGGUAGCCCAGCUGGAGACCAGCAGAAGGACCAGAGAGCUAGUCCAGGGGCCCAGGUUAGCCCAGGAUCCCAAGGGGGCCAAAGAGGAGGUCCAGGGGCCCAGGCUAGACGGAAGAGCACAGUGGGUCCCAGGCCCCGCCAGACUGAAUUUGUCAACUGUCAGUCCAAACUCACAGGAGAUGCCUGCACUGUGAAUCUGGUCAUCUACCGUUGCAAGGUCUUCUUCAACCGCAUGAAGAAGGGGAUGGUUUCAAAACAAAGCAGUCCUCAGGCUGGAGCAGGUCACAGAGCAAGUCCCAGUGGGCAGCGCCCCCCAGGGGGCAGUAUGGCUAGUGUAGUCCAGAGGGCCAGCCAGGCCCUGCAGGAGCGUGGGGAGAGACUGGGCCGUGCCGAGGACAAGACAGUAGACCUGAUGCACAAAGCCCAGCAGUUUGCAGACACUGCCCACAAGCUGGCUCUGAAGUAUUCAAACUAGAGGCAUCUCUUCCUGUGGGUCCGCUCCUGGAGUCCGUGGUCCUAUUUCACCUGUUGAUUCUAUGGAUAGUAACUUCUAUACUAAUGUUGUGCUGAGGCAUAGUUUAGUUGAAUCCCAGUGGAUGCUGCAAUUCCUCUGUGAAGAAUCCUAUGUUCUGAGAGGAGUGGAGGGUUGUGGUACUUGCUCUUAGGACAUUGACUAUGUCAAAAGGACAUGGAAACCUUUACAGACGGGCAGUGGGGAGGACGGCCCAGUUAUGGACCUCGGCGUUUAAGAAUGACCUUUAACCUCCAGAAUGGGACCUGUGGAUCACAUGACAGUGUCGUUUCAUGGCAUAGCUAGCUGGUUUACUGGAUGGCCACGUUGUCACAAUGCUCCCACUGUUUGAGUGUACCUGUCUUCCCUGCUUCAGUAGCCUGUGCUCUGAUGACAAGGACUUUAGAUUUUGGGGGUUUCACAUGUUUUUAGAUAUUUUAAUAUUGGCACAUCUGAAUUCUCAGUAAAAAGCUUUUCAGGAUUCACGUGUCUUCUCCGCUAUGGAAGUAUAUUUCAAUGGUGGUUUUGCUCGUUACAUAAAGAAUUGAUCAUUUAUGACCGUAAACAGGCACACGCAUAGAGAGCAGCUGGUGAAUGUUUGAUUUAGAGUGAUACUGGAGAAUCCAUUUUACCCAUGGGAGGGGUUACCAAUUACACAGUCAUUUAAUGUUUGAAUGGUGUUGAAUGCAUAAGUAUGGCUGUUUCAGGUUACUGCCUUAGUUUUGUGCUAGCUGGUGCAGGGGUAUGAGGAACACCUGGUGCAGGGGUAUGAGGAACACCUGGUGCAGGGGUAUGAGGAACACCUGGUGAAAUGCUUCUUUAUCUUUGCAUGGUGAUGCUUUAGUAAGUACAGUCUUGAUUUCUUGGCACUUUCUAAAUAUGACUAUUGUAUGGAUUCCUAUAUUGCACUAUAAUUUGCUUUAAUUUGCUUCCACUAUUUUUCACUGCUAAAUUCCUCCACUACCCUCUCCCUGCUUGCAUCAUCCAUUGAUUAGUCACUAAUCACUAUUCAAACCAUUGAUUAGUCACUAAUCACUAUUCCAAAUUCAAGUUGAUCAUCUAUCUGAUCCUUGUCUAUUGUCUUUGUCUAAUCAUGUGUGACUCAUUGAUCCCCGGUCUUGUCACUUAUGUGUCAUGUGUUUUUGUCUGUUGCACCAUGUGUAUCGUAAUUACAUGUCUCAUGACCUUUUAAUCUUUAAUUGCUGGUUCCGUGUCAGAGACUUGAGUGCAGCCGGUAUAAUGGUGGGUUCGUGUAUGUAGACCAGGGCUCUUCUAGGUGAGGUUGUAAGCAAGAUAUGGAAUAUUGACUGUGAAGGAUUGCGUGUGUGAUCAUAAUCUCGUCCACACAGCCGGCUCUCUAUGUGGUAGCAAUUGAGCCUGGGGACGAGGUUCAUGUGAUGACGGUUCAGAAGGCCACUGUCGAGAAGAGACUUCUGAGUUGGUGAGUGAUGAGGGUCACAGAGGCUUGUUGUAAGGUUGAGUGCUGUUGCGUAGGCCUGUGGUUGUUGAAUUUCUUUCGAUACCUAAUAGUGUUUUAAUUGUACACAACACUAAUAAAUAAAUAAAUAAAUUGAUAUGCUUUAUCAGCUGGGACAACAUGUCCCACUUCAUGCUUAACCUGUCAUGGAAUGAGAGGGAAGCCUAAUCUGUCUUUCAACUACUCGUAUCUGAAUGAGACUUAAUUGUGGCAGUUAACUAAGGAGACAAAUCCUAAAAUGGCACUGCAUGCUUUCUGUUGCUAUAUUACUGUUGGUGAUCUGAUGAAAGAUGAGUUGAAAAGUGCCUAAACUACCUUUUUUUUAUAUUCUGAUCAUGGAGUUGAAACCAUGAACUGAUGUUAUUCCUAGAAAUGUUGACUAUUUAACAUAGUCUUAGAACAGUUCUUGAAGCUCUGUUUAGUGUCAAUGUUAACAUGAUAUUUGUACUGUUUUUAAUGAGAACUUCAAUGACCUUAACACUCCUCUUUUUGACCCAAUAAAUGAAAUGGGACCUG